Messenger RNA from Brenthis ino (lesser marbled fritillary), 585 nucleotides. NCBI's taxonomy places the organism in Eukaryota, Metazoa, Arthropoda, Insecta, Lepidoptera, Nymphalidae. The record is from the annotation of a GenBank genome assembly.
AUGCUGACUCAGGAAAGCAGACUGGUAAACUUAAACACUACUCAAAUUAAUAAAAAAUCUAAAAACAAUAAUUAUAAUAACUUUAUUAAAUGUCCUCAUUGCUCCCAAUCUCAUUCGUUGUAUAAAUGUGAAUCUUUCAGAAUCUUAUCAAUUGAAAAUCGCAUUAAAAAAGCUAAUGAUUAUAAUGUUUGUCUUAACUGCUUACGCUUUGGACAUACUGCUAAGCAAUGCAAACUAUCUCAUUGUAAAUAUUGCAAAACAAAACAUAAUACUUUAUUGCAUUUAGAAUCUACUGAACCCAAACAAUCUUCCAAACCAUGGCUUUCUGCUUCGCCUUCCGCAUCAAAUGUUAUGCUAUCAGCUACUUCUAUGCAGCUUGCUACUUCUGCGCAUGUUUUACUGUCCACAGCUAUGGUGAACGUGAUCAGCGCGACCGGUAAGAAGUACGCAGCCCGUCUAUUGCUGGACAACGGUAGUACGGCGAAUUUUAUAACGCAAAGCUUAUCAGAGAAACUGGGUUUGUCAUUAAGCGGUGCGAGCACCAAGAGGGGAAGUGAAGCCUGGAUCCCUGGUCCUCAUCAAGGA